Medioppia subpectinata is the source of this 633-nucleotide messenger RNA. The record is from the annotation of a GenBank genome assembly. NCBI's taxonomy places the organism in Eukaryota, Metazoa, Arthropoda, Arachnida, Sarcoptiformes, Oppiidae.
AUGAAACCAACUAACAAAUGUGAAACUGGCUGGUUGAAAAGGUUUGACUCGAACGUGGCCAGAUUAUUAACCGUGGGCAAUUCAGGUAGAAAGUUUCCCGAACAAAGGGGCUCGGAAUUGGAAAAAUUUUGUUCCGAAAAUGACAGAUUGAUCAAGCUACUUGAAAAGCAACGCAACGAUUGUAUGUUGGACAUGCCAAAACAAAUAUCAGGCGUUUUAAUAUACGCUGGUAAGAAUUCACUCAAACAGUUUUGUAAACCUAACUCAAAACAGUUGACUAAAUUAUUGGGCGCAGCUCAAUGCGCAAAUUCCGCAAAUAACCAGAUAAAUAAUUCCCUAUUUGAUGGAUUAAAAUGUGUGGAAAAUAAAGUACAUGGUGUGCAACAAUGCUCAGAUGAUAAUAUCGUUACGUUGAUGACCAUCAUUCGAUCGGUAACCGGAAACACCGUGGACACACGUAAAUGUGAAAAGGGUUGGCAGAAAAAACAAGAUGAAGACGUGUCCAAAUUAAUUACGGUGGGCUCUAGCAGAAAGUUUCCCGAAAAUCGUGGUGCUGAUGUGAAAAGAUUUUGCGAGUCAAUGCGCCAACUCAGGCAGCACGCAGGUAAGAAAGUGUUACACCGAAUUGAUUGA